AUGGCCUGUUGCGCUACCAGCUUCUGUGGGUUUCCCAGCUGCUCCUUCGGUGGGAACUUUGGCUCCGGCUGCUGUGGCCAGGAGGGAGGCUCUGGAGCCAUGAGCUGCAGAGUCCGGUGGUGCCGCCCAGACUGCCGUGUGGAGGGCACCUGCCUGCCUCCCUGCUGCGUGGUGAGCUGCACGCCCCCCACCUGCUGCCAGCUGCACCAUGCCCAGGCCUCCUGCUGCCGCCCAUCCUACUGUGGACAGUCCUGCUGCCGCCCUGCCUGCUGCUGCUACUGCUGCUAG
Messenger RNA from Perognathus longimembris pacificus (Pacific pocket mouse), 288 nucleotides. RefSeq names its product keratin-associated protein 9-3-like. The transcript has a single exon. The coding region runs from base 1 to 288 and encodes 95 amino acids. Lineage: Eukaryota; Metazoa; Chordata; Mammalia; Rodentia; Heteromyidae. The record is from RefSeq and is a predicted model, not a curated record. Gene Ontology annotation, cellular component: keratin filament.